AUGUUUUUAAUUCUUCUUUACACUUUAGGAGCACUGGCAAAGAACUAUGCCAUCUUACUGAACUCGUCCAGAGGAUUCCAUAACUACAGACAUAUGGCGAACGUGUACAUUUUUUAUAAUGUUUUGAAAGAAAACGGGUUUGAUGAUGACCAGAUCCUAAUUAUCUCCUACGAAAAUCAAAUCCAGGACGUGAGAAAUGCCGACAAAAAAGGAGUGUAUAUAGACGAAGACCUGAGGAUUCCUUAUUCUGGAUUCCGGCCGACAAAAAAUGCUCUUGAAGAUCUCCUCAAUGCGAUUUCAGGCAACUGUGACAAGCUAAAGGAUGCAGACGAAUCCUCAAACGUCCUUGUGUAUCUUAACGGGCAUGGGAAUGAGACAUUCCUGAAGUUUGGGAGCAUUCAUUUCAUGACCAAAGACGAUAUCAUGGCAAGAAUACCAAAGCUGGCCAGAAGGGUCGGUAAGGUUCUACUUGUGGUUGAUACAUGCCAGGCAGAUGCUCUGGUUGAUAGGGAUGCCUUGCCAGACAAUGUGUUUGUAGUUGCGACAAGCAAAAUGGGCCAGCCGGCCAUUUCUUCAUUCAGUUCAUCAUUGAUAUGCGCAAACGUUGCCGACAAUUUCCCGUAUUUCUUCUUCAAAAGGUUUGGGGAGGGGAUUGAUGCAGAGGCCAAGCUUGCAGACUUAUUUGCUGAGCUCAACAAGGAACCUCUUGGGUCUGAGCUUGUAUUUGAUGAGGAAAAAGACUUCAGGUUUGGGGACUUCUUUGUACAGAACAACCGCUACGAGCUUCUUCCCUUCAGAGAAAGCUGA
Molecule: messenger RNA, 807 nt
Organism: Encephalitozoon hellem ATCC 50504
Lineage: Eukaryota; Fungi; Microsporidia; Unikaryonidae
Product: glycosylphosphatidylinositol transamidase subunit GPI8
Exons: 1
Coding region: 1-807 (268 amino acids)
Biological process (GO): protein localization to cell surface; proteolysis; attachment of GPI anchor to protein
Cellular component (GO): GPI-anchor transamidase complex
Molecular function (GO): GPI-anchor transamidase activity
Source: RefSeq, a predicted model, not a curated record